GGAUGGUUGAAGUUGAAGUGAUUGAAUUAUUAUUUUCAACAUGCUACCGGCGGUUAUACAAUAUUUGAACCGUGUAGGAACAAGAGCCUAUUGCGUCCCAGUAGUUAACAUCUUCGACAGAAACGUUAAAAGGUUGCAAAAAGAACGCGCCGCACGGAGGGACGAUGUACAGCUAUACGAUUACAUCAAGGAUGAAGUUGGCUUCCGAUUGUCUGAUAGAAUUUUUGAUGUGCAGCGGCAAUUCAAGAACGCGGUAGAUUUAGGAGCUGGACGAGGAUACGUAACUAAUCACGUUCUAAGUGAAUCAGUAGAGAACCUGACUGUUGUAGAUAUGUGUUCAACGAUGCUGACACAGAUAAAGGGCACACCGGGCUUAAAUUAUAGCACACGGCAAAUGGAUGAAGAAAAAUUUGAUUUUGAGCAGGAAAGUCUUGAUCUGGUGGUUUCUAGCCUGACCCUUCAUUGGAUAAAUGAUUUGCCUGCAUGUUUCAAGGCAAUAAACAGGGCAUUGCGGCCUGAUGGAGUAUUUAUGGGAGCCAUGUUUGGAGGGGAAACGCUAUAUGAGCUAAGGUCGUCGUUCCAUUUGGCUGAGCAAGAAAGGAAAGGAGGCUUUUCCCCACACAUAUCCCCCUUCACCCAGAUUAGAGAUGUUGGCAUGUUGCUUAAUCGGUCGAAUUUUACUAUGUUGACGAUCGAUACUGAUGAGAUCGUAGUUGGUUAUCCUUCCAUGUUCGAAUUGAUGGAGGAUCUGAAAGGAAUGGCUGAGAAUAACGCCGCCUUCAAUAGGCCGUUGCGCUUUAGCAAGGAUGUGCUAAUGGCUGCGGCAGCGAUCUAUCGGGAUAUGUACGGCAAAAACGACGGAGUCACAGCAACCUUCCAGGUCAUCUAUUUCGUCGGGUGGAAACCUUGCCCCAGCCAACCUAAACCGGCUGAACGAGGUUCAGCGGAUGUUUCGUUUAAAGACUUAGCCACCGUCGUCGGGCCGAAGGAUAAGAAACAAUAGGUAAGUAGAUGUGUUUUUAUUUGAUGUAUUAUAUAGAAGAACAAAUUAGAAAAAAAUAAACUUUA
Molecule: messenger RNA, 1068 nt
Organism: Sabethes cyaneus
Lineage: Eukaryota; Metazoa; Arthropoda; Insecta; Diptera; Culicidae
Product: arginine-hydroxylase NDUFAF5, mitochondrial
Exons: 2
Coding region: 41-1003 (320 amino acids)
Biological process (GO): mitochondrial respiratory chain complex I assembly
Cellular component (GO): mitochondrion
Molecular function (GO): S-adenosylmethionine-dependent methyltransferase activity
Source: RefSeq, a predicted model, not a curated record